Oryza brachyantha (malo sina) is the source of this 1699-nucleotide messenger RNA. RefSeq names its product phospholipase A1-II 2. Gene Ontology annotation, molecular function: glycerophospholipid phospholipase A1 activity. The transcript has 3 exons. Gene Ontology annotation, biological process: lipid metabolic process. The record is from RefSeq and is a predicted model, not a curated record. NCBI's taxonomy places the organism in Eukaryota, Viridiplantae, Streptophyta, Magnoliopsida, Poales, Poaceae. The coding region runs from base 233 to 1456 and encodes 407 amino acids.
UGCGGUGCCUGCUCCAGUUGCCACCUUCCCAAUCCCUCGCUCUGCAUCUACCCAUCUUUCUCCAUAUCUAGAUCUCAUACUGGCAGUCGGGAUUAAUGGAUCACCGGCGAUCUACACCUUUCCUGGGCAGCGGCUGCCGCCGGUGCGAUCACUUCGUCGGACCACAACCAAAUCGCCUCGCCAGAUCGUAGGCGGCUCCAAGAAAGAUCGAUCAGAAAGGUACGUGCUUGCAAUGUUCUCCUGCGACAUGGCGAGCCGGUGGAGGGAGCUGCACGGCAGCGGCCACUGGGACGGCCUGCUCGACCCGCUCGACGUCGACCUCCGCCGCUGCCUCAUCACCUACGGCGAGAUGAUCAUGGCCACGUACGAGUCCUUCAUCGGCGAGCCCCGGUCCCCGAACGCCGGCAUGUGCAGGUACCGCCGCGCCGACCUGUUCCGGCGCGUGGACGUGUCCCACCCGGGCUGGUACGCGGCCACCAGGUACAUCUACGCCACGGCCAACGCCGACGUGCACGGCAAGGUGCUGCUCCGGCCGCUGUGCCGGGAGGGCCGCGCCAGGGAGUGCAACUGGAUGGGGUACGUGGCCGUGGCCACGGACGAGGGCGCCGCCGCACUCGGGCGGCGCGACAUCGUCGUGGCGUGGCGCGGCACGCAGCGGGCGCUGGAGUGGGUGGCCGACCUCAAGCUCGCGCCCGCCUCGGCGGCCGGGAUCCUCGGGCCGGAGGGCGCCGGCGGGACCGACCCGUCGGUGCACCGCGGCUACCUGUCGCUGUACACCUCGGCGGACCAGUGCUCGGAGCUGAGCAAGCAGAGUGCCAGGAUGCAGGUACUGACAGAGAUAGCGAGGCUAAUGGACAAGUACAAGGACGAGGAGAGAAGCAUCACCGUCAUCGGCCACAGCCUGGGCGCCACCUUGGCCACCCUCAACGCCGCCGACAUCGCCGCCAACUCGUACAACGCGUCAGGCCUCGGCCGGGCGGCAGGCGAGAGCCGCGCCCCGGUGACCGCCGUGGUGUUCGGCAGCCCGCGCACCGGCGACCGCGACUUCCGCGACGUCUUCCACCGGCUCCCGGACCUCCGGAUGCUCCGCGUCCGGAACCGGCCGGACCGCAUCCCGCACUACCCGCCGGUGGGCUACGCCGACGUCGGCGUGGAGCUGCUGAUCGACACGCGGCUGUCGCCGUUCCUCAAGCCCCACGGCAGUGAGUCGCAGUCGCACGACCUCGAGUGCCACCUGCACGGCGUCGCCGGGUGGCACGGCGACCGCCGCGCGUUCGAGCUGGUGGUCGACCGCGACGUGGCGCUGGUGAACAAGUUCGACGACUGCUUGGCGGACGAGUACCCCGUGCCCGUGCGCUGGAAGGUGCACCACGACAAGAGCAUGGUGAAGGGACCCGACGGGAGGUGGGUCUUGCAAGACCAUGAACCUGAUUAUGACGACGACGAUCGAUCGUAGGUACGUUUGGAUAACAAUUCGCCAUGCCGCGCGCUAAUGUGGUUCGUGGUGAUUCGUAACGUAUUGACUUGUGUCUUUUGCUAUCUUUCAUCUCUGAGUACAGUGGUUUGGUGAUUUUUGUUAGUUUUGUCAUGGAUUAAACUUCCAUAAUAUUCCCUUCAUUCUAUGUUAUAAGCUAAAUUUACAUGUGUACUAAUGAACUUAGACACAUAUACAAAAUAUAUAUAUUGAUGUAUAGAUGAA